GAAAGUAAGACGAUGAAUGGGUUAGAGUUGAAACUCAAUUGGAGGGGAGUUGCAAUUAUUGCAACUUGUAAAAUGGUCCUCCGCUCUUGCAACACUACACCAGAAAGUAAUUAUCUGGAGACUGAAAAUAGACACCAUGAAAUGGAUGCGCACGUGUACACAUCGUGGUCUUUUGCCAUGCUCUCAUUUUGCCAUGCUUGGCGUGGAGUGUCCCUGUUUUCAAAGGGGGAUUAGGUUUAUGUGGAGACGAACAUGAUACAAAG
Molecule: messenger RNA, 263 nt
Organism: Umbelopsis ramanniana AG
Lineage: Eukaryota; Fungi; Mucoromycota; Umbelopsidomycetes; Umbelopsidales; Umbelopsidaceae
Exons: 1
Coding region: 13-234 (73 amino acids)
Source: RefSeq, a predicted model, not a curated record